UUAUGAAAAGUUGUAUGUAAAGAUGGUAGAAACAUUCGAAACAGAACUAUGGACAUGAUUCAAUGGUUAACUUAUUUCCUAAAUGAAUGAGAAAGGAAACAGGUUGCUGCAAGCUUCUGCUCUCACUUCCGUAUGAGAGAAGGCACAGACGCUGUUCCAGAAAGAACGGGGCCAUUGUGCACUUUCAUCUCAGGCAGUCAUGGGUAACUGGGUGGAGAAUGAAGGACUGUCCAUCUUCGUUGUUCUUGUGUGGCUGGGCUUAAAUGUCUUCCUCUUUUGGUGGUACUACCUUGUAUAUGACGUCCCACCAAAAUUCUUCUACACCAGAGUACUCCUAGGUCGUGCUUUGGCUCUGGCAAGGGCCCCUGCAGCUUGCCUGAAUUUCAAUUGCAUGCUGAUUCUUCUGCCAGUAUGUCGAAACUUGCUCUCCUUCCUCAGAGGAUCAAGUGCGUGCUGUUCUACCCGUAUAAGACGACAGUUGGACAGGAACCUCACCUUUCACAAAAUGGUGGCAUGGAUGAUUGCCCUUCAUACAGCGAUUCACACCAUCGCACACUUAUUCAAUGUAGAGUGGAGUGUGCAAGCCCGCAUUGAAGAGAAAGAAACUCUGGCAGCUGUGCUUUCAGGCCUUGGUGAUAACCCACAUGAAAGCUAUGUCAACUUUUAUAGAAAAACUAUUGGGAAUCCUGUGGGGGGCCUAUAUGUGGCUUUCACCUACUUGGCUGGUCUGACUGGAGUUAUCAUCACGCUGGCCCUCAUACUAAUCAUCACAUCAUCCACCAAAACCAUCCGGAGGUCAUAUUUUGAAGUGUUUUGGUACACCCACCAUCUCUUUGUCAUCUUCUUUAUUGGCCUUGUCAUCCAUGGUGCUGGGCGUAUUGUACGGGGGCAGACAGCUGAGAGUCUGGCUGAACAUGAUCCAGUGAUUUGCUACAAAAACUUCACUCACUGGGGAGAGAAAGGGGCUUGCCCAGUCCCCCAAUUUUCAGGGAAUCCUCCUAUGACAUGGAAGUGGGUAGUAGGUCCCAUGUUCUUGUACCUGUGUGAGAGGUUGGUGCGGUUUUGGAGGUCACAGCAGAAGGUUGUUAUCACAAAGGUGGUCAUUCACCCCUUCAAAACAAUUGAGCUCCAGAUGAUGAAAAAGGGCUUCAGAAUGGAGGUUGGGCAAUACAUUUUUGUCAAGUGUCCAGCAGUGUCUAAACUGGAAUGGCAUCCAUUUACAUUAACUUCUGCUCCAGAAGAGGAUUACUUCAGCAUUCAUGUCCGUAUUGUAGGGGACUGGACAGAGGGCUUGUUCAAUGCCUGUGGAUGUGAUAAGCAAGAAUUCCAAGAUGCAUGGAAGUUGCCCAAAAUAGCUGUGGAUGGCCCCUUUGGAACAGCAAGUGAGGAUGUAUUUAGUUAUGAAACUGUUAUGCUUGUUGGAGCUGGAAUAGGGGUCACUCCCUUUGCAUCUGUACUCAAGUCUGUCUGGUACAAAUACUGCCAUGAUGCAACCAACUUAAAACUCAAAAAGAUCUAUUUUUACUGGCUUUGCAGGGACACUCAAGCCUUUGAAUGGUUUGCUGACCUCUUGCAAUCUCUGGAGGCUCAAAUGCAAGAAAGGAAUAAUGCAGAGUUUCUCAGCUAUAACAUCUACCUUACAGGCUGGGAUGAAUCUCAGGCCACUCAUUUCGCAGUGCAUCAUGAAGAAGAGAAAGAUGUGAUUACAGGCCUUAAACAGAAAACCUUGUAUGGAAGACCUAACUGGGAAAACGAGUUCAAAACUAUUGCAGGGCAGCAUCCUGGCUCCAGAAUAGGUGUUUUCCUCUGUGGACCCGAGGGCCUAGCCGACACACUCAACAAGCAGAGCAUCAGCAAUUCAGAAGCUGACCCACGAGGAGUACACUUCAUUUUUAACAAAGAAAAUUUCUAACUCCCCAGCACAUGGGAGUCAUUCCAUACAAAGACUGGAUCUCUUUUUCUGUUUGGAGUCUGGGAAGGACAGACCAGCUUCUAGUCUCAGCUACACUAACGCAAACCCCUUUGCUUCUUUGGAAUUAUUUUGGCCCUGUGCUAGAGUAAGCAAGUCAAGUUUUACCUUAGGGAAGUAUGCACUGCCCUCCAGGUGCUGCCAGUUUAGCAGAAAUCUAUUUUCUUUGUCUGUGUGUGGGAAUUUUCCGUCAAUUAACUGCUUUUAUCCUCCUGUUAUUCAUAAUGACUGUGAAGGGUCUAGGAGGCUAUAUGCAUUUGUGAGCCAGUUCACAAUGAUAAAGCUUAGUGCUAUUAAACAAUAAAGCUUUCUAGCAUAAUGCUUGCUAUUAGGAGACAGCUUACACUGGCUAGGCCAGUCCAUGGAACAAGGAGGGGUUAGGGAAGGGUAACUGGGAAAGACUGUUCCUUCGAAGAGGAAAUCUCCUUUCAGCACCAGCAUCUUUUCAGGCAUCCAAAUACAACCAUAAACAUCUUGUCCAAGAGAUGAUAGCACAGGUAGCUGAAAAGCAGCCAUUCCUCUUUAGGAAAGCAGAGAACUGAAAGAAAUGACCUGGAUUUCUGAAUGCCAUCCUCACCCUAGCUGUCGGGAGAAAACAAGGACAGUCAAACCAAGUCCCACACCCAGUGCUUGAGCCAUCACUCCACUGCUUUGAACACUCUCAGUUUCACAUCUUCAAAUUCACAGCUCAGUGAUCCAAGAGGUUUUUUUUUUAUUUUCAAGACUGCCAUUUCUGAUUUUCAAGUUUAAAAAAAAAUUGUUGCUGAAUGAUUUAAUGGGUAUUUUCUGAAGCAGCCCUAAGUGCAUACAGUGCUUUUGGCCCUACUGUUCAGCUGUUCCUCUUUGAUGGUGAAACAGGUUUAAGAAAGUAAAGAUCAUGUGGACAGUAUCUAGAAUAGCUUUAAUAAAGUUCCCAGUGCGUACAAGACACGCACGCACAGUACUUCUGUAUGUACAUUACAGGUAGCACGUUCUUAAAAAAAAAAAGGAACUGAAACUUUUAAUACCAGCAGCAGAGAAAAGAAAAAGCAUUAAAACCAGCAGCAUAUAAAAAAAUAUGAAAAACGAGUGCAAGAAGUUUUGGAAAAGCCACAGGCUAGUACAGCAUGGGUCUCCUGUUCAGCCCAGUCACCUGCUUGCUGCCUUUUAAACUCUGCAGCCAAGCCCUUUGAGAGCUCCUACACGGCACGAGGCCUUGCUGAUAGGUUCCUGCAGUCAGAAGAAAGUGGUGGCCUCCUCCUGCAAUUUCAGACAGGUUUCUGUAGCCAUCUGGUUGCACGUAGCAUAUUUUACACCUCAGCUUGCCAGACAGGGUGUGGUCUCCUUCUACAUGAUUUUUAAAUGCAACUUCAGAAGAACUGCUUGCUGGUUUGGGUUUAUUAACAUAAGUUUCUGUGAAGAGUUAAACGACACAAUAAAUUAUGCCAACAUCUGAAGGGGAGGAAGCCAUAGUUGGUGAAUGCUAGCAAAGAUCAACUCUUGGCGGGAAAUAUUUCGGUUCUUUCCCUCAGAAGGCCCAUAUUUAAAUUUGCAUAAUUCCAUUUGAAACAUGCCUAUUAAAUCUGAUUAUAGAUUAAGCAGAAUUACAGAAACUUCUUCUGCAGAAUAAAAAGCACACUACUGAAACAUAAUAAGGUUCUCAUCCUUUGCAGAGAGCAUUGAAAUAUUUGCCUUUGAUUUUAAUGGAAAUACAAUAAGACUUCUAUGCUAUUAGAAAGGGGGCAAAGAGGAAUUGCAAGGGGUCUAAUGGAGGUAGCAUAUUUAUAAUGUGAAGAGUCUUGAAGAGUGUGUAUUUUAAUCCAUUCAUUAAUUUUCUAAACAUUGCCACAUUUGUUCUUAAAGUUCCAGGAAUCUUUCCUUACUCAACCAGCUGUAAUGAUAUUCUCUGACAUUCCCACUUACUUCAGGGGCUGUUUGUCACCUCAAACACAAAAAAGAGGAAUUCUGUGCUUAUUACUAAACUACUGUCUUCCUAAAGCAUAUAAAAGAAUAAGCAGGUGAGCGCUUCUCAGUUUCCUUCAAAGGUGUUUUGCAAAAAUAGUAAGCAGUGCAUUAUCAAUCAUGGUCAGAAUAUAAAGAUUUUUUAAAAAAAUCUAGGAUACACAAGUGAAACGGAGAGCACUGGAAUACAAAAGUAAAAGACUAACUAGCUUGAAUCCUUCCCACUCUUCAGCAAGGAUCAGAGAGAUGUCAGUGGUACUGUUUUAAGUCAAUGCUGCUGUCUUCUUGGGU
Cuculus canorus (common cuckoo) is the source of this 4201-nucleotide messenger RNA. It is a transcript of the gene CYBB, whose product is annotated as cytochrome b-245 heavy chain. The record is from RefSeq and is a predicted model, not a curated record. Gene Ontology annotation, cellular component: NADPH oxidase complex; plasma membrane. NCBI's taxonomy places the organism in Eukaryota, Metazoa, Chordata, Aves, Cuculiformes, Cuculidae. Gene Ontology annotation, biological process: superoxide anion generation; defense response. The coding region runs from base 200 to 1912 and encodes 570 amino acids. Gene Ontology annotation, molecular function: superoxide-generating NAD(P)H oxidase activity. The transcript is spliced from 13 exons.